CUGGCCAGCAAUGCGAAUCAUGAACCCUUCCUCGCUACAAGCAUAUCAGCCGAACAGUGGACGGCAAAUUCCCUUUCGAUAUGCAGCCGUUUGAAAAAUGCCUGGAAGGCCCUUGCUCCUCCCAGUGUCCCACCCCCAACGGGUCGCUGAUCGUUGAGCGAUGUUUCCACACCUUGUCUAAACGUCCCCCACCCAGUUGCCAGUCGUUCGCUCGUGACAAGCCGCGCUGCCAUAGUUGGAAAUGUAAAAGCCUUGUGGUUCCCCCACCGUGCUUGCGGGUUGGUACCAUAUCGCUCGCGGAUACAUCAGUCUACGCCGUGAGCUACGAACGCCUGGAUUCUUGAGAGGGCUGGCUGGCCUCGAUGACUUUGGGGGAAAAUGGCGGCCUCCCCGGAACUCAUCGCUGAGAUGCUUCGCAAUCCUCCCGAUCCUAAUGAGCCAUUGCCUGUGUCGAAUCGCCCGGAGACGCUCUUUGGAGUGAUUGUCCCUCUUAUCGUUCUCACAUGGGGUUCCGUACUUGGACGAUUAUGGGUCCGUUUUCGUGUCGUCCGCGAUCCUGGCUGGGAUGAUUUCUUCAUUGUUUUAUGCUGUGUAUUAAAUACGGUAGCGGGGGCGAUCGUCCUGAAAUCCAUUGACUAUGGGUUGGGCAGACACAUGCUAUACCUACCUCCCGCAUCCGCGGUGAAAUACUUCAGGUGCUUCUACUUUGAAAACGCCUUUUACGUUACCGACACUGCACUCUUCAAGAUAUCCCUACUCGUCCAGUACCUCCGCAUUUUCAAAGCAGGCUACAUGCGAUGGACAUGUCUGGCCGUCCUCGCUCUGGUCUCGCUCUGGGGCGUUGCAUAUGCCGCCCUCGCGUGGUUUCCCUGCUGGCCGAUCAAGCACUACUGGGCCCGUCCAUCAAAUGCCAAAUGCUGGGGCUACGGCUUCUCCGACCCCAAAAGCUUCGUCCAGACGUUCCAGAGCCACUCGGCUGCGAAUAUGGUGUUCGACAUCACCAUCUUCCUGAUGCCGAUGAUCCUCUUCUCCAAGCCGGAUCUCAAGAAGAGAAGUAUCAUGGCAAUGGUGGGGAUGUUCCUGCUCGGCGGGGCCGUCAUCCUAACCUCUGUAUGGCGCCUCUACACCGUCAUCGAAAGCCGCGCCGCAACGCACCCCUACCUAGACUUCACCUGGUGGCCCGCAAUCUCCAUCAUCCUCUCGUGUCUCGAAGUCGCCCUAGCCGUCAUGUGCGCAUCCAUCCCCAUCUUCUGGCCCGUAAUCGAAGACCGCAUUUCCCAGAUCUUCGUGACGCACGAGAUCCGCGUCAGCGAGCACCGGCGCCUCGACGAGAGCGAGAAUGAAAACGCGUACGAGCUAGAGCAGACGGACAAGGCUGCCAGCGUCAAGAGCGAGCCGAGCGGGAGGGAGAACAGCGAGGAGCAGUUGACGAGGGAGUCGGUGCAGGUGGUGUUGACGGAUCCGUUUAAGCAUUAUAAGGAUGAGUAUGUGGUUGCGCAUGUCGAUCCGCUCAUCAGUGAGAAUAGGCAGGGGAAGGCGCUGCAGGUGGAGACGGAGGUGCAGACGGGGCCGAGGCAGAAGUGGAAAAUAUAGAUGGGAAAAGAAAAGUUAUGCAAAUGGGUUGGGCGGUAUUUUGUGCUUUGUGUUUUUAGAAGAUACCCCGAAUGGUUCGAAAAUAAGAUGGUUUGGCGUUCUGCUUUGCAUUGUUUGAGGAAUUAUG
Molecule: messenger RNA, 1720 nt
Organism: Aaosphaeria arxii CBS 175.79
Lineage: Eukaryota; Fungi; Ascomycota; Dothideomycetes; Pleosporales
Exons: 6
Coding region: 379-1593 (404 amino acids)
Source: RefSeq, a predicted model, not a curated record